AUGUUCAACAUCGAACUCAAAAGCGUCAUAUUUGCGUCUCUCCUGUCUAUCGUCCAUGGAACAGAGCUACUCGGCUCCUCGUUCGGUGUCCCUGGAACCAACGCUACGUAUGACUACGUUGUCGUUGGUGGUGGAACCGCCGGCCUGACGCUGGCGACGAGAUUAGUCCAGCAGUUUGCCGGAACGGUUGCCGUGGUUGAGGCGGGAUCAUUCUACGAGAUCAGCAAUGGAAACCUCAGCCAAGUGCCGGCGUUGGCUGGUAGUUUUACGGGACCGGAUCCUGAUGACUGGCAGCCUCUGAUUGAUUGGGGAUAUGUGACGGUGCCGCAGACUGGAGCAUUCAAUCAGGCAAUUCAUUAUGCACAAGGAAAGACCUUGGGCGGAUCUUCGGCGAGGAACUUCAUGCUCUAUCAACGAGGCCCCAAGGAGGCGUUCAGUAAGUGGGCAGAUACUGUAGGAGACGAGAGUUAUCAGUGGGAUAGUUUCCUGGAAUACUUCAAGAAGAGUGUCAACUUCAGUGAGCCUAAUAUGGGUCUGCGUUUUGCGAACUCCACUCCGAAAUAUGAUACCUCGGUGGUCGAUGAUGACACUGGCCCGCUUUCAAUUACAUUUCCCAACUAUGCCCAGGCGUUUUCGACUUGGGCGGUCCAGGGAUUGGAGCAGAUCGGUAUUCCAGAAAUUGAAGGUUUCUUGAGCGGUCAAUUGAUCGGGCAGUCGUACGCAACUAUGACAGUGGAUGCCAAUACAAUGAAUCGAGACUCUUCGGAAACAUCUUUCCUUCAUGAGGGGUUGGGGUAUCCUACUCUCACAGUAUACCCUCUCGCAAUGGCAAAGCGGAUUCUAUUUGAUGGAAGUAAGACGGCUACCGGCGUUCUUGUCGAGACACAGGACUUCGAGUAUGUUUUAUCGGCCCGGAAGGAGGUUCUUUUAAGUGCAGGAGUCUUUGGAUCGCCACAGCUUCUGAUGGCCUCCGGAGUUGGACCAGCAGACGUCCUGAAUUCUCUGCAAAUUCCAAUCGUCGUAAACCGGCCCGGGGUUGGGCAAGGCAUGCAGGAUCACCUUUUCGUGGAGGUCGGAUACCAGGUCAAUGUUCUUACAUUGUCGGCACUUUCCAAUGCCACCUUCCGCGCGGAACAAGCCAAACUGUAUACUGACUACGCCGCCGGUAUGUUUACUAGUUCCGGUGUGGAGGUCCUGGCCUGGGAGAAGAUUCCCCCGUCUCUGCGAGUCACCUGGUCCAACAAAACCCAGCAAGCGUUGGAUGCCUACCCAGAAAAUUGGCCCGAGGUAGAAUACCUCGCGAACGCAUUAGGCCCCGGAAAAGUGGUAUUCGACCCCACUGACCUAGACGUGUUGAACUAUGCUUCACUUGUGAUUGCGCUAGUCACCCCGGAGGCGCGAGGAACAGUGACAAUUAUCUCGCCCGACACCAACGUACCUCCAGUCAUCGACCCCCGGUAUUUUACGGAGCGAUCCGACAUAGACAUCAUGGUUGCAGGCCUCAAACGUGCUCGCCAAUUCUUUGAAACCGAAGCCAUGAAGACCAUCGUAAUCGGCGACGAGGUUGCACCCGGCAAAAAUGUGACCACCGAUGCGCAAAUCGAGGACUAUAUUCGUACUAAUUUUGGCACCCUCUGGCAUGCGGCGGGCACUUGCUCCAUGGGCAAACUGGAUGACCCAAAGGCCGUGAUAGAUGCAGAGGCCCGCGUCAUCGGCGUCAAGGGAUUGCGUGUUGUGGACAUAUCAGCCUUUCCAGUGUUGCCUCCGGGGCAUCCAACGUCCGCAAUUUGUGAGUUUCUUUCUCUGGAACAUUAG
Molecule: messenger RNA, 1815 nt
Organism: Aspergillus tanneri
Lineage: Eukaryota; Fungi; Ascomycota; Eurotiomycetes; Eurotiales; Aspergillaceae
Product: GMC family oxidoreductase
Exons: 2
Coding region: 1-1815 (604 amino acids)
Biological process (GO): secondary metabolite biosynthetic process
Molecular function (GO): flavin adenine dinucleotide binding; oxidoreductase activity, acting on CH-OH group of donors
Source: RefSeq, a predicted model, not a curated record